GAGCCCCUCUCUUUUAUCGGUAGAAACCCGUGUGAAUCGCAAUGAACGGGAAUCCAAUAUUCGCAGACCAGGGGCCUCUACCAACAUUUGGGCAUCUCACAAAUUCUCCCGCAAACUCCCUGGGUUCCAAGGACUUGAAAAUAACCCCGGAGUUGGUGAAUCGUAAUCAAAAUCAAGACAGUUUUCCUGUGAUAUUGGCUGGAGUUGCUAGUGGGGAUCUCUCAAAUCAAGAUGGCGGCAGUGAAGACAGCGACGAACGGGGAAAAGUUGCACAUAAUUUGUCGUGCCAGAAGAAUUGUGUGGACAGACUUCCCGAUGACAUUCUUAUGUUCGUCGGCGAAGGGAAUGACGAUGACAGCAACAGUUCACACACCGCCGUGAAUGUUGCUUUGGAAUCCUCUUUUUUAGAGGGUCAGAACGCUGUAAUUUUGCCGCUAGACAGUGACUUGCACUUGCGCGGAGUCCGGGGGCAUGAUGAAAUAGAUAGCCCCGUGAAUUUGAACCACACAGCGGAUGAACACAACCCGGAAGUAGUGGCCUCCAUGGCGCUACCGAUACCGGUUGCAAUUGUGCAGCACCACGAUACAGUUCCAAUGCUACUUUCUUCCAAGUCCAACUCCCCCAAAAUAGACUCUAUGGGUGUGAACACAUCUAAGAUGAUGGAUCCUGAAGUGGGUGGCGGUAGCAAUCACCAGAGACUUGCAACUACAUUGGCCACCAUGUCUGCUGCCGGAGGAGUGGGAGGGGCGUCAGUCCUCGAUUUGGGGGAUGGCAGCGGUUUUAAUGUUCGCGAUUUGAACUUGGUCGGUCUUCCAGAAAAUGCGGGGAUCGUGAAUGUUAUUCCAGGAGUGAAUAUGUCUCCAGGAGAACUGGUCACAAGUAUUCCAUCUCCUUCCACUGUUUGUCUUGAACCAUCAACUUCUGAGACUGUCCACAAGACUGUCGUCUGUAAUGAACCGACGUCAGAGUUGAGCGUGACGGCACCACUGUCAAAUUCUACCGUCACAAUACCCACGAUCAUCGAUCCGCACGCUGUGAGCAUUUUGAAUCCUGGUCAGUUGGAACUUAACGUAGCAACAAUCCCAGUCAGCGGUGCUUCGCUUGGUCAACCCAUCAUGUACGUCAUAACAAGCCGAGACCGAAACACUGGCGCCACCCAGCGAUUCCGCGUCACUGUGGAUGCUGAAUCUGUAGCAACAGCCCCCAUCGGGACUAUAUCACUUAAUGGGGAGUUACCCUCGCUGCAGAUUGGUAGUCACUGGGUUGUUGAGCAGCAGUCUGCAGUCCCAGUGGCUGGAUUAGUUAGCGGAAAUAUUGUAUCUGCAGAUGGUGCAACAGGAGUUGCAGGUGUUGUUGAUGGAGGUGGAGACAACGCAACUGUUACUUUGAACACUCAAGUAGUCCCAAGCUUAGAAACAGAAUCUGCAACGGCUCGGCUAAUAAAGACUGAAUUAGAAUCUGGUGAUGCAUCUGAGAACUACACAACAGGUUACCUCCGGAACAAACGGAAUGUCAAAGAUGAAAAGGUGAUGUGCUGUACAUUUGAAGGAUGCAAUGAAAUCUUCUCAACCAAGAAGAAAUUAAAACUUCAUCAAUUAAUCCAUGCUGACGAUAGGCCACAUAAGUGUACUGUAGAUGGAUGUGAUUGGACUUUCCCAACCUUAUACAAACUUCGGCGACAUCUUGCAGGCCACGGGGGUGAACGACCAUUUCAUUGUGAUCAGUGCAACGCUCCUUUCUCUACCAUCUACAACCUGAAGAUGCACAGAAAGAGACAUGAACGGACGGAGUUAUUCGUCUGUGAUGUCAAAGACUGCAACUUGUCUUUCCCUACAAUGAUUAAACUCAAGAAUCAUCUUCGUAUACACUUUCCCGAGCGACGGAUCAAGUGUGCAUAUCCUGGCUGCAAUAAAUCCUUCACCACAACAUGUGGUAUGGGAUCCCACUUACGUAUCCACGAACGGAAUGAGACGUCAUUUCCUUGCCUUGUUGAAGGAUGUAAUAAAAUCUACAAUAAAGCGUGUCGGCUCAAGCUUCAUAUGAGGUCACACACGGGGGAGAGACCGUUCAAAUGUACAGCAGAGGGUUGUACAUGGGCAUUUACCUGUAUACAAAAGCUGAGUCGUCAUAUGGUUCAACACACGGGGGACAGGAAACACAUGUGUGACCGUCCUGGAUGCCAAAAACUCUUUACUCGUUUGGAACAUCUCAAGACUCAUCUGAAAACUCACACCGGUGAGAAACCAUUUGCCUGCCCUGAGAAAGAUUGCAAUGCCCGCUUUGCCUCGCGGAGCAGCCUGUACAUGCAUGUCAAACGUCAUAAGGAGGGAUACACUGCUAAGCAGAAACCACAAUUCACCUGCCCAAUGGAUGAUUGUGACUUGAGUUACUCCACUAAGGAUGGAUUGAAGAAACAUAUACUGACUGUGCACAGUGUCAUGCUCCCAAGUUCAAGUAAUGAGUCAGAGCUAGUAUACAUUCCAACAGAGAAUCCUCAAGCAAUGGUUGACGCCAUGACAGACCCUGGCAUUCUACAAACCCCAAAAGUGGUCAGGAUAACUCAAUCCGAUGAAAGCUCCAACAGCAACACCGCCAAUCAAAGCUCUCCUAUCACCCUGAAAUCGGACACCACAACAAAUACCUCAAGCAAUCAAAGUAACUCCAACGACCCAACACCGUACACCAGUGUUGGGUUGAUAGUCGAUGCCUCUGGGGCACCAGUGAACUUUAUCAACUCUCCUGCCCGACAGGAAGGGGUCGCUUCUUCAAGUGGUGCUGCCUCCUCGAGUGGUGCUGCUGGGGCCACUGGUGGAUUAUACCAGGAGAGCUGGAGUGGGUCUGCUAGGACAGACUUUAUGUAUCGACCAGGUGGCAAGAAAUGGAGAAGUACAAGAAAUUCUGAGAGUGGUGAAUCUGAGACGGAUGGUUCUCUUUCAUCCUCCUACAUUCCAACAAGCUUCAGUAUGACAACCAGUGCAUCGUUAACACUACGUGAUCCUGCAACAGGAACACGCUAUGUACAGACGCAGCUUCUACAGGACGACCCCCCAGACGAGAGUGAACUAGCCUUCCAGUUGACCUCUCAUCCCACGACCCCUGACCCCUCAUCAGGUGACCUCAAUGUGUCUACCAUCUUGCCUGUUACCGAUCCAACUUGUCACUCUCACUGUUCGUCAUCUAGUGGAGUAGACUUCCUACAGUCUGACCAUGAGACAGAGUCGUCUGUUGGUGGGUUCCGAGAAAGUACAAUUAAUCUACAAGACUUAGAAUAGAAAUAAAUAUUCUUGGGCGUGCUAGAAUUUGGCUCUCUAUAGGUGCUUCUCACAAUUCCCCUAAUUUUGUUUUCUCGAAAAUUUUACUUUUGUGCAUAAUGUGGGUUCUAGCUUUGAAUGUGUCGGGGAAUAUCAAAUUUCUGCUUUGGAAAGCCUGGUUCAUUCUUGAUGCAACCUGCAGGAGAUUUUGGAUUACUAGGUGGCAGCAAACCUAGCAGGUAAAUUUCCAUUGUUUACAUAGUUGUGAGUAUGCGCACAUUACCGAGAAGAAUGGAUUUACCUAGUUAGUCAGCUGCCACCUAGUGUCCCAAAAAGUCACCCAUUGGAAAAUAUAGCACACUGAUUGUUUGCGUCAACAACAUUUAAUUUCAGGCUAUAGAGUGAAAAUGUUUUGACUAAAGAAACAAGCUGUUUAAGCAGUGUAUAUGUCUAAGCGAUUUUUCUGCAAAAAUUAGCAGGAAACCAGUCACACUUCCACUACAUUCUUUUUAGCGCAAUUAUUUUGUGAUAAGUUGUGUGCUUAAGCAGCUCUAUAAAAUUGGGGCCAGUUAAAUCGGAGCAAAGUUAACACCAGAGACCAGUUUCAUGAAGCUGUGGUUGGAACAGAAUAAUGUUUAAGCAGAGAAAACCAAAGUACAUGUACCUUUAAGUCAACACUACUCGUGGCUGGCUCUCUGCAAUUUUUUGCUUAGAAAAUUAAUUUUAUUUAACAACUUUAUCUGCUUAGCAGUUUAAUCUGUUAAGCAACUUCAUCUGCUUAGCAGCUUUAUGACAUUUUUUAAAAUGAAAUUUGAAUUACAAAUUCAAAAGAAGACGAUUUAAUUUAUUAACCAUUACUAUGUUAUUCAUUUAAAAAAAAAUACGGCUCUUUUUGUUGAAAUCAAAAUUCUGUUUUUUUUUUAAAUGAACUUAUCCGAGCUAAGUCUAUGUCAUUUCAGUCAUAAAACUCAUCUAUCAUAAAUGAGGGUUAUUUUAAAUUUGCAUUAAUAAAUGGCCUUUACAGAGCAUAUAAAAGAUUGACUUAAAAAUGUAAUUGUAUUUAAGUAUCAGUAUUAUUUGUCAGCAAAUAUUUAUUUUGUGAAAGAUGUAAUAAAUAUGUGCAUUAAUCGUAUAUACAAAAUGCAACGGAACACUUAUGAGAAUUCCA
Messenger RNA from Asterias rubens (European starfish), 4419 nucleotides. RefSeq lists its product as uncharacterized. Gene Ontology annotation, biological process: regulation of transcription by RNA polymerase II. The transcript has 12 exons. Gene Ontology annotation, molecular function: transcription coregulator activity. The coding region runs from base 42 to 3272 and encodes 1076 amino acids. The record is from RefSeq and is a predicted model, not a curated record. Lineage: Eukaryota; Metazoa; Echinodermata; Asteroidea; Forcipulatida; Asteriidae. Gene Ontology annotation, cellular component: nucleus.